UAAAAUCAUAUCUAAAACAAAUCAUAAACAGAAAAGAUCAAACGUGGACGAGAUAAUUUCAAAUUUAUUAAAAUCGUAUGUACAUUUGCAAGAGCAGGCACAUGAAGAAUUGCAACACAAGGUACAAUACUACAGCAGUAACUGAGGAAAGCGGCAAGCGUCGGCCUUUCAUUUAGAGGAUUCGAACUAGCGUGGUCUUGCACAUUUCCCUCCACACUCGUGUUGCAUUUAUACUCACACCUCCAACAGCUACAGAUUUUGAUUUCGGUAGGCAUUCCAUUUUAGCCGGUCUAUAUUUAAGGGAAAACAGGCACAUAUAAGCUUUCAGAGCUGAACAUUAAUUAUUCGAGGUAUUUUAGCAACUUGCAGUAAAUGUAAUAGCAUCCUUCCCUAAAGAUUUAUUUUUAUGACUUAAAGAUUCAAAAUUGUCAGACUACUAAACAACCGCGUUUAUCACUCGCCGUAACUUGCAAUCAUUGUCCUAAAUUUGCUUUGUUUCUUGUUCGGUUACAGGGACUGCAACUGUAUUUGCCACAACACUUACAUUAUCCUUAUUUACAAUAUAUGAACCCAUACUUUGUAUAUAGGUACUGUUUACACCAGCUCAGAUGUUUCGAUCUCUAUGUUACUAUUGUUGUCAAGAACAGGAAUCUAACGAGAUAAUGAGAUGUUUAGUAAGGAGCCCUUGCCUUCCGUCCUUUCACUGCGAUGCCGCGCUCAAGGCGCAGUAAGUGCUCUGUUAUUCCAAAACACAAAUGACUCCAUCGAGAUGUUCAAAAAUGCCUAAUUAUUGCAAAAGAAACACUCCACUAUUUUAUGGUCGAUAAAACCUUAACAGCGUGCAAUUAUGGAAAAUCGAAGUUGGGAUUUGGGGAGUAUUAGCAAAUUUCAAUCGCGUGCAAUUAAAAUUACAUUCUAAUGGAAAGGAGGCCAUAUGCGGAAAUAUCAACUAUAAAACCCAGCUUUUGUAUGUUUGCAGGUCGGUUGGACGUUUGAAUAAUCUCCGUGAACGUUUUGUUAAAUACUUUCCCCCAGAAGUACUGUAGUGUUUGUAUACCAAAUGCACAUGUAGAUGCAUGCACGCUUUAAUGAAGAGCGCUGAUGCAAUAACAAUCACUCCCACACACAAUUACUGUGAAAUCUUUCAAAGCUGAGAUAUGGCGUUGUGCUCUUCUGUUGGGAUUUUCUUUACAGGAAUAUCAAAAUUAAAUCUAUAAAUCAUCUUCCUGAAUACAUACUCUUGUUGCUAUGUUCUUUCCUUUUUUUUACCAGGGUGAAUUUUCUGAACGCACAAAUCAGACUAUUGGUGGUGAGCAUCUCAGGACGUGUAGACGCUGUUGUUCUUUUUCGUAUUUAAAAUAGUUAUAGAAACAAUAUUCCAUGGACUGAUUUUGAUGUUUCCCAAGUAGUCUCACAAGCUACCCUGAAGGGAUAUUGUACUUGUAUAAAGAAAAUUUCAAAUGAAGAAAUACAUGAAAAUAAUUAACCUAAUCUUACCAUUGUGAUUUAACCAUGUGCAUCUUCCUAUAAAACACAUCUACUGAAAUAAUAAUGUGUUACUCUAUUUCUUAUUUUCUAUCAUCUGUCUUCUAAUCACUGUUGAUCCAGCUAUUGUUGAAUACGUAAUGCGGAGUCAUAUUUCCAUGUGUUAGGCUAUAUGAAAUAUGUAUGCAUAGUUAUACCCUGUAACCUAAUAGGGCUCUCAUUGGGCCACUAAUAUUCUAUUAGAACCACCUCUGUUAUAGUUCAGAACUGAUUUGGUUGUUUGUAACUUUGCUAGCUCAGUCGUCGGAUCUCCAGGGAGUUUUUUGAACUAAAGUCGUUUUCUAUUGGCUAGACACUGAUCAGCUGGUUAUAUUUGCUGCUGUCGCUUUGGCGCUCGGCCAUCCUGAAACAAACCACCUCGAUGACUACUAAUAGCUAAACCACAUUGUGUACUAAUACAUAACAAAUCAUAUUACUACAGAGUGUGGAGCAAAUGAGUUCGUAUUUUGUGAACCCUACUUUCCCUGUUUCACUGCCCAGUGGCCAGGACUCAUUCCUCGGACAGAUCCCACUCUAUACAACGGGCUAUGAUGCUCUAAGGCACUUUCCAGCUUCCUAUGGGGCAACCACCCUCCAGGACAAGAGUUACUCGUCACCUUGUUAUUAUCAACAAUCUAAUUCAGUAAUAGCUUGCAAUCGAGCGUCGUAUGACUAUGGAGCUUCUUGUUUCUAUCCUGAAAAGGAUCUAGCCAGUAUUUCGCCAUCCGGUAGUGGAAAGCAUAGACCCCAGGAUGACUUCUUUUCCUCAGACCAACAUUACAAAACAGAUUGUGCGCAAAACAAAAUUUUAAGUGAAGAAGGAAACGACCGGAAGUACAGUACUCCAAUUUAUCCUUGGAUGCAACGAAUGAAUUCAAGUUCUAGUUCUGUAUUUGGGCCUCAUGGGCGUCGAGGGCGACAGACCUAUACACGAUUCCAAACUCUUGAGCUGGAGAAAGAAUUUCACUUUAACAGAUAUUUAACGAGACGCCGCCGGAUAGAGAUUGCCAACGCACUGUGCCUCACAGAACGUCAGAUAAAGAUCUGGUUUCAGAAUAGGAGAAUGAAAUGGAAAAAGGAAAACAAACUUCUAAGCACAACAGAAUCCAACAGCGAAGAAGCAGAAGAUAAAACAGGGGAGUAAGAGCGCAAAUUCAAAGGAAGUUAUCCUGGGCCUUUCUGUUUGGUAGUGAGUUAUUACAUGCUCAUUCUGCUAAACAGUUCAGAAAAAAAAAUCGUAUAUCUGUUUGUUUUCGUUGUUCCUCCCCUUGAGCUUGUGUCUAUGUAUAAUUGGUAGAGGAAGUGUUCAAAUAAUUCGCAUUCCAUAGGAUACAAUAAUUAUACGGUGUAGGAUUAAUUGUUUUAUAAAUGCGAAGUGUGAAUGUUUCUGCUUCUCUAGUCGUUACUAUGUGAUGGGUUGCUCCACAGAUAAUGAUCCAGUUGUUUCAAUGGAUAGUUUGCUCCGUAGAUAUAAUUUGACAGUCUUAAAAUAAAUGAAUGUUGUAGAUAUGCCCAUUUGCUAAUGAUACAUAUUGCAUUGUAUAUGUCCAUAAUUUGCUUCCAUGUUC
Molecule: messenger RNA, 3092 nt
Organism: Leucoraja erinaceus (little skate)
Lineage: Eukaryota; Metazoa; Chordata; Chondrichthyes; Rajiformes; Rajidae
Product: homeobox protein Hox-A6
Exons: 2
Coding region: 1979-2668 (229 amino acids)
Biological process (GO): regulation of transcription by RNA polymerase II; anterior/posterior pattern specification
Cellular component (GO): nucleus
Molecular function (GO): RNA polymerase II cis-regulatory region sequence-specific DNA binding; DNA-binding transcription factor activity, RNA polymerase II-specific
Source: RefSeq, a predicted model, not a curated record